Molecule: messenger RNA, 465 nt
Organism: Pochonia chlamydosporia 170
Lineage: Eukaryota; Fungi; Ascomycota; Sordariomycetes; Hypocreales; Clavicipitaceae
Exons: 1
Coding region: 1-465 (154 amino acids)
Source: RefSeq, a predicted model, not a curated record
AUGUUGCAUUGUUUGCAAGAAGACGAAGCCAGUUCUGUCCAAUCAGAAUGGCGGAUAUGGUCUGGCCAGCGGAGCUUCGGGGGGGUGAGGCUCAGAUUAGACAGGGUAUCUUUCGCCAGGAGUUUCGGUAAUAAUACAUACAGUAUGACAUGGCACGGGGAGAAAGCGCCAUUAAGACCAUUGCUGCAUGAGGCAAGCAAGAUAAUAGUGGCCUCAGGGGAAUUGGGAGGCACGAGGCGUCGUUUGAGUUUCGAAAGCGGUUUGGGGUGGGAGGCAGAAUGCUUCAUCAACGAGGUAUUUGAUUGGCGGAGACGGGCAAAGUUGAACGCCUCAAACGCUGGGACACCUGUGAUGGACACGGGUCCCGCUUGCCAGGGACAGUUCCAUCAGGGGCAUCAAAUGAUCGUGCUGCACCUUGUCAAAGACAGGGUAUUGGCGCUGGUGAGUCGUGGCGUGGGCGGAUAA